Molecule: messenger RNA, 1062 nt
Organism: Aureobasidium uvarum
Lineage: Eukaryota; Fungi; Ascomycota; Dothideomycetes; Dothideales; Saccotheciaceae
Source: the annotation of a GenBank genome assembly
AUGUCGAACAUAUCUGAGCCUCAGCACCUUGGUAUCAUCUCCCAAUGCUACAAUGACACGUUCCAAAGCUUCUACCAGCACGACAAGAGUCUUGGUCAGGGUGGUCAGGGCGUGAUCAGUCUCGCCAAAGUCAAAGCAACUGGUAAGAUGGUCGUCAUCAAGCGUCUCAAGCUUCCUCCCAAUACUGACCUCAGUACUGUCGCUGAAUUAGUCAUUCUUGAUCGUGUUCAGAGACUCGGUGCCCACCCUAAUAUCCUUCCCUACCUUCAAAUCUGGAAUACCCCCGCCGCUCCUGGUGAGUGCCCUGAAAGCAGAAUUGUUCUACCCUACCUCCCUGGUGGAGACCUCAAUACGCUCAAAUUGUCUUUCCAAAAGAUGAAUCGCAAGGUCAGCUUCAGCUUCCUUCACGAGAAUGGUAUCUCUCACCGCGACAUCAAGCCGGAGAACAUCAUGGUUGACCCCGUCAACUUUGGUGAUCCGGCUCUGUUUCCCACCCUCAAAAUUAUCGACUUUGGCAUUGCUGCUGAGACUACUUGCGAUCACGAGACUACAGAUGGUACACCUAAAUGGCAACCUCCUGAAGCCCCAAUGGCUGGUGCAAAAGCUGACGUUUGGGCAACUGGAGCAAUCAUUCACUUCCUCGCUACGGGUUAUGCCACAAAGUCUGAUCGACCCGCUGAGAUUCCGCUUGAGAGGGCUACUGAGUACUACCGCACCGCUACACCUCACAUCCACAGACUUGUCAACACUGACGAGCACAAUUACGAGCUGAGCUAUGUAACUCUUUUCGAGGCCCGAGAGCUAACCUAUGGUUCCGGUAAACCUCUCCCUCGUGGUGAUUUCUACUCUCCUCUGCUUGAGUACUACACUGCUCGUGCACUUGAUCUGAAUCCCUCGACUAGAAUCACUAUCCCAAGAUUGAUAAGUACGAUGUUUGAUGAUGCUGAUAGACAGAUUGAGUUCUACAAGGCUUGGUUUAGACAUUGCAAAGCUGAAGGUAGUCAAAGACCGAUGCUCACCUUUUCAAUGAUUGAACCUCACACUGGUUGGACUCCUGUAUAA